CAGAUGACGAUCGACUUCGCUGUACCGUACUUUGUGAAAGCCCGCCGCCCUCUCUCCCUGGUUGACACACACGUUUGUGUUGAAGAAGCACGAUGCUCCGAAUUGUGUUAUCCCGAACUUUGCCUCGAAUCUCUGGCAUUGCGAAUUGUCAGUAUUCGGCGGCUGCCAUCCCCGUUCCAAGCGCACAGCCCGAAGUGCAUUAUAACAAGGUAAGCGAUAAGCAUUCACAACCUGUGAAUGACAUGUUGAGUAGCUAUUAUAUCAUUGCUGCACACGACUGAAAUGAUCAGUUUAGUGUAUUUCUGUCAUGUGUAAUUCAUUGCAAGGCAACUAGGCAUACGUGAGAAUUGCAAUAUCUUUUGGCCUACUUGUUGACAUUAAAACACUUGACCUGAUUGAACCUUUGUGAGAACGUAGCUGAUUAGAUUUUGACAAUUGCGUUCACAUCUUACUUAUUCGAUACAUUAGGUCAACUGAAUUACAUAUACACUAGAUAAUUGUUGGGUAUGAUGGUGUUAUGCAAAACUGUAAUGUGGCAGACAGCCAGAAACUUUCCAGGGGUGCAUUAAUAACACUUUUGCUAGAGUUGAAAGGCCAGCUUGUACAUAGAGAGCCACAACACACAUAAUGUGCAUGUAUGCGUUUCUGUUAAAUUGUUUUGGGGGAAAUUAUAUACCAUUGUAAUAUUAUGUCAGAGACAGUAUCUUACAAUAUUGCACAAAUAAGAACUGAAGGGAAGUAAUGGGAUGCAACUGGACAAUACAAUGUUUAUACUGGCUCCAAUUUAUUUUCGGUCUGUUGAAUCAAACAGUUGUGAUAAGAUCUGUAAUCUAAACAUAGAGCCUAAUCAAAUCUCCUCUGUCUCAUUACAGCUGUUCAUCAAUAAUGAGUGGCAGGAUGCUGUCAGCAAGAGGUCCUUCCCCACCAUCAACCCAGCCACAGGAGAGGUCAUCUGUCAGGUGGCUGAGGCAGACAAGGUCAGUGGCUGGAACUGCCUUGAUACCUGGCCCUGUUCUGUCUAAAUACAAGACUUACAUCCUCGGUUCCUUGGAGUAAUCACUGAUCCAAUAUACAGUUGAAUUCAGAAGUUUACAUACACCUUAGCCAAAUACAUUAAAACUCAGUUUUUCACAAUUCCUGACAUUUAAUCCUAGUAAAAAUUCCCUGUCUUAGGUCAGUUAGGAUCACCACUUCAUUUUAAGAAUGUGAAAUGUCAGAAUAAUAGUAGAGAGAAUGAUUUAUCUUCUGCUUUUAUUUCUUUCAUCACAUUCCCAGUGGGUCAGAAGUUUACAUGCACUCAAUUAGUAUUUGGUAGCAUUGCCUUUAAAUUGUUUAACUUGGGUCAAACGUUUCGGGUAGCCUUCCACUAGCUUCCCACAAUAAGUUGGGUGAAUUUUGGCCCAUUCCUCCUGACAGAGCUGGUGUAACUGAGUCAGGUUUGUAGGCAUCCUUGCUCGCACACGUUUUUUCAGUUUUGCCCACACAUUUUCUAUAAGAUUGAGGUCAGGGCUUUGUGAUGGCCACUCCAAUACCUUGACUGUGUUGUCCUUAAACCAUUUUGCCACAACUUUGGAAGUAUGAUUGUGGUCAUUGUCCAUUUGGAAGACCCAUUUGCGACCAAGCUUUAACUUCCUGACUGAUGUCUUGAGAUGUUGCUUCAAUAUAUCCACAUAAUUUUCCUUCCUCAUGAUGCCAUCUAUUUUGUGAAGUUUACCAGUCCCUCCUGCAGCAAAGCACCCCCACAGCAUGAUGCUGCUACCCCCGUGCUUCACGGUUGGGAUGGUGUUCUUCGGCUUGCAAGCGUCCCCCUUUUUCCUCCAAACAUAACGAUGGUCAUUAUGGCCAAACAAUUAUAUUUUUGUUUCAUCAGACCAGAGGACAUUUCUCCUAAAAGUACGAUCUUUGUCCCCAUGUGCAGUUGCAAACCAUAGUCUGACUUUUUUAUGGCAGUUUUGGAGCAGUGGCUCCUUCCUUGCUGAGCGGCCUUUCAGGUUAUGUCGAUUUAGGACUCGUUUUACUGCGGAUAUAGAUACUUUUGUACCUGUUUCCUCCAGCAUCUUCACAAGGUCCUUUGCUGUUGUUCUGGGAUUGAUUUGCACUUUUCGCACCAAAGUACGUUCAUCUCUAGGAGACAGAACGCAUCUCCUUCCUGAGCGGUAUGACGGCUGCAUGGUCCCAUGGUGUUUAUACUUGUGUACUAUUGUUUGUACAGAUGAACGUGGUACCUUCAGGCGUUUUGAAAUUGCUCCAGACUUGUGAAGGUCUACCAUUUUUUUCUGAGGUCUUGUCUGAUUUCUUUUGAUUUUCCCAUGAUGUCAAGCAAAGAGGCACUGAGUUUGUAGGUAGGCCUUGAAAUACAUCCACAGGUACACCUCCAAUUGACUCAAAUGAUGUCAAUUAGCCUAUCAGAAGCUUCUAAAGCCAUGACAUCAUUUUCUGGAAUUUUCCAAGCUGUUUAAAGGCACAGUCAACUUAGUGUGUAAACUUCUGACCCACUGGAAUUGUGAUACAAUUAAUUAUAAGAGAAAUAAUCUGUCUGUAAACAAUUGUUGGAAAAAUUACUUGUGUCAUGCACAAAGUAGAUGUCCUAACCGACUUGCCAAAAUUAUAGUUUGUUAACAAGAAAUCUGUGUUUGGUUGAAAAACGAGUUUUAAUGACUCCAACCUACAGUGGGGAGAACAAGUAUUUGAUACACUGCCGAUUUUGCAGAAAAUCACAUUGUAUGAUUUUUAAGUAAUUAAUUUGCAUUUUAUUGCAUGACAUAAGUAUUUGAUAAAGCAGAACUUAAUAUUUGGUACAGAAACCUUUUUUUGCAAUUACAGAGAUCAUACGUUUCCUGUAGGUCUUGACCAGGUUUGCACACACUGCAGCAGGGAUUUUGGCCCACUCCUCCAUACAGACCUUCUCCAGAUCCUUCAGGUUUCGGGGCUGUCGCUGGGCAAUACGGACUUUCAGCUCCCUCCAAAGAUUUUCUAUUGGGUUCAGGUCUGGAGUCUGGCUAGACCACUCCAGGACCUUGAGAUGCUUCUUACGGAGCCACUCCUUAGUUGCCUUGGCUGUGUGUUUCGGGUCGUUGUCAUGCAGGAAGACUCAGCCACGACCCAUCUUCAAUGCUCUUACUGAGGGAAGGAGGUUGUUGGCCAAGAUCUCGUGAUACAUGGCCCCAUCCAUCCUCCCCUCAAUACGGUGCAGUCGUCCUGUCCCCUUUGCAGAAAAGCAUCCCCAAAGAAUGAUGUUUCCACCUCCAUGCUUCACGGUUGGGAUGGUUUUCUUGGGGUUGUACUCAUCCUUCUUCUUCCUCCAAACACUGCGAGUGGAGUUUAGACCAAAAAGCUCUAUUUUUGUCUCAUCAGACCACAUGACCUUCUCCCAUUCCUCCUCUGGAUCAUCCAGAUGGUCAUUGGCAAACUUCAGAUGGGCCUGGACAUGCGCUGGCUUGAACAGGGGGACCUUGCGUGCGCUGCAGGAUUUUAAUCCAUGACGGCGUAGUGUGUUACUAAUGGUUUUCUUUGAGACUGUGGUCCCAGCUCUCUUCAGGUCAUUGACCAGGUCCUGCCGUGUAGUUCUGGGCUGAUCCCUCACCUUCCUCAUGAUCAUUGAUGCCCCACGAGGUGAGAUCUUGCAUGGAGCCCCAGACCGAGGGUGAUUGACCGUCAUCUUGAACUUCUUCCAUUUUCUAAUAAUUGCGCCAACAGUUGUUGCCUUCUCACCAAGCUGCUUGCCUAUUGUCCUGUAGCCCAUCCCAGCCUUGUGCAGGUCUACAAUUUUAUCCCUAAUGUCCUUACACAGCUCUCUGGUCUUGGCCAUUGUGGAGAGGUUGGAGUCUGUUUGAUUGAGUGUGUGGACAGGUGUCUUUUAUACAGGUAACGAGUUCAAACAGGUGCAGUUAAUACAGGUAAUGAGAGGAGAACAGGAGGGCUUCUUAAAGAAAAAUUAACAGGUCUGUGAGAGCCGGAAUUCUUACUGGUUGGUAGGUGAUCAAAUACUUAUGUCAUGCAAUAAAAUGCAAAUUAAUUACUUAAAAAUCAUACAAUGUGAUUUUCUGGAUUUUUGUUUUAGAUUCCAUCUCUCACAGUUGAAGUGUACCUAUGAUAAAAAGUACAGACCUCUACAUGCUUUGUAAAUAGGAAAACCUGCAAAAUCGGCAGUGUAUCAAAUACUUGUUCUCUCCACUGUAAGUGUAUGUAAACUUCUGACUUCAACUGUAAUUGGAUAGGUGAAAGCAGGGGUUCCACUAGCCUACAUAGCUUGGACCUAUGCAGUCAUAAUGACUACUUCAAGAAAGGGAGGACAGAAGACGGCAUUUUCAAAGCAUUUGAACAGGCCCCUCACUGUUUCUGUAUUCCAACAAAACUACAUCCUUAGCAUACUAAGACAAUGACAAGUUGCCUGAAGCAGAAACAUGACAAUUAGAUGUGGUAGGAGGACGAGAGGGUAAAAUAACCAGGGAAAAGGUUAACCUUAACAACAGGUGUAAUUAGAGCACUGUCUUGCAGGGGCCAGGUGUGUGACCAUCUUAUUUAUGUUAUUACAUUGUCGUAAUUGAAUUACUUGAUAAGUUCUUUUUUAAGUUAUAUAAUCUAAUAUUGCUUGUCUUUUCGUCUCCCUCUGUGGCCUCCUCCCUCUCUCCAGGCAGAUGUGGACAAGGCUGUGAAGGCUGCCAGGGAGGCCUUCAGGUUUGGGUCACCAUGGCGACGCAUGGAUGCGUCGGACCGCGGGCUGCUCCUGAGCCGGCUGGCAGAUGCAAUCGAGAGGGACACAGCCUACCUAGCGGUCAGUGACGCAGUCCCAUUACUGCUGGUCAAUGGAAAUGAUUCACUUGAAGUGGUGUUAUGAGCGGCUAAUUAGAUGCACAACAUUCCUGGUCUGGCACUCAUGCCAAAGAAAGCAAAGUUGUUGGGAUUGUAUUAGAGUUUACUUGUGUGGCACUGGCACAGUGCUUUGUCUGAUGACAAAUGUUAGCUUCCAGUGGUGGAAACCUUUUCCCUUUUACCUAGAAAUAUUAUCUUCAAAAAAAGUAUGUUCAGAUAGAUUUAUUUGGCUUGUGAACAGCAGCACCAUAUUUUGCAGAGUCAGUGUAUUAGUCCUGUAUUCCACAGGUUGCUGACCUGUGCAGCUCCCGCGCUGAAGUCACAUGGUAGAGAUAGAGACGAAGGGUCACGGCUAGGAUCAACACUGAGAAACCGCUGGGGAAGUGGUGUAAAAUAAUUCCUUAGUGCUGCUCUUCCAAGACAUACACAAUGCAUAUUUGUUGGUGUUAUGUUACAGGUUUGGCUUGUUUGGUGAAAGUAAUAGGGGAAAGGUUAUUGUGGUGAAAGGGUUUCUCUGGCCUUGUUUUGAUAAAAUAAUGAACGGCCUCAGCACAGGAAGCUGCCCUACUUUGCCUGGUAAAUGAGGCCCUGCUCAAAUCAGAUUUCCUUUAGCUUACGCAAGGGAUUGGUUCUUGGAGAGAGAAACAAACUGCUUAGUUUGUGUCUCUGUGUGUGUGUGUGGGGGGUGGGGUGGGGGGGGGGGGGGGGUGUGUAUUACAAGAGAGUAGGAUUGUUAGGACAGUAUUUAGAUUGUACUUGAUUAACUACUGUCAGAUUGGCUUAUCAGGGGUACAAGGUCCAUCAGGACUGGAAAUAACACUGAUUCUGUCCACUGAACCGGCCCCAGCUACAUGUUAAAUAUGGAUAUGGUGUGUAUGUGAGAGGGAGUCUGUUCAGAGCCAAGCCAACACCAGUGACUCGUCAGUACUUGUAAUUGUUAUAAGACCGCCCAAUCUGUUGAAGUAUGUACAGUCCAAUGUCCUCAACAUUAACUGUACGUGACUGUAAAUGUUGUAGCUAGAUACAUUUUGUAGUGCGUGUUAUGUUGACCACAUCUACUCUUUUGUUCCCAAAUAAAUGGUGCAUGGAACUAAUCGUUGAUUCACUCUGUUGAUGAUGAGCCAAUUCAUUCCCUGGGUUGUGUCUUGCUUGUGCAACAGUCUCAAAAUAUUUGAUUCUAAUGUGACCUAACUAAAGUGAGGGUUACUGGUGUUUAACUGGACUCUGAACUGAUUAACACCCUGUAGCAGAAAAUAGUCCCUGUAAUUUGAUAUGAUAAUGUUAUAGUAUAACAUCUGUUUAGUCCAUUAGCAGCAUGUUACAGAGCCUUCCUCUAAAUACAUACUGUAUGCUGCUGUGGACAACACUGGAUAUCUAUUAGCUCUUUCUAGGAAGGUAUAGCAAUUUUUUUAGGGGGUAGAUCUGCUUUAAUAUUGCAGAUGGCUUCCAGCAAUGUAAUUGUCUGAAUCAUUUCCAAUCCCCCAUAUCUUUUUUUAAAUUAAAAUAAAUACAAUUUUAUAAUAUUAUAUUCAAAAUAAAUAAAUGGACAACAACACUUAGGCUUCUACUUCCAGCUUAUACAUACUAUAUACAUUUUACGGACACAGUAUAUUUUACUUUAGUUAACUUUUGUUUGUUUUUAAUCCCAUCCUUCAGCUACUCUCAACCCAUCCCAUCUAUCGCUUCGUUUUGUGUAUCAGUUCAUAAACCAUGUGCCAUGGAAUCGGUACAUCGAAAAUCUCUUCCCAACUAUUUUGCAAUCUAUAUGGCACAGCUGUCAAUUUUUUGGUCCUUAAAUGAAACCGGUAUACUUUUUUAAUUAUCACAAUUUUCUUUAACCAGGGUCGUCUUUAAUGCAGGGCCGACAGACAAGUUCCUUACUUUUUCCCCCUUCCACUUGUCUCUUCUGUUUUCGCAGUAAUUACAUCUACAUUUACGUCAUUUAGCAGACGCUCUUAUCCAGAGUGACUUACAAAUUGGUGCAUUCACCUUAUAGCCACUUUAAAAUGUUUAUUUUUAUUUUAUUUUUUGGGUGGGGUAGGGUAAGGGGGGGGGGGGUAGAAGGAUUACUUUAUCCUAUCCCAGGUAUUCCUUAAAGAGGUGGGGUUUCAAGUGUCUCCGGAAGGUGGUGAGUGACUCCGCUGUCCUGGCGUUGUGAGGGAGCUUGUUCCACCAUUGGGGUGCCAGAGCAGCGAACAGUUUUGACUGGGCUGAGCGGGAACUGUGCUUCCGCAGAGGUAGGGGGGCCAGCAGGCCAGAGGUGGAUGAACGCAAUGCCCUCGUUUGGGUGUAGGGACUGAUCAGAGCCUGAAGGUACGGAGGUGCCGUUCCCCUCACAGCUCCGUAGGCAAGCACCAUGGUCUUGUAGCAGAUGCGAGCUUCAACUGGAAGCCAGUGGAGUGUGCGGAGGAGCGGGGUGACGUGAGAGAACUUGGGAAGGUUGAACACCAGACGGGCUGGGGCAUUCUGGAUGAGUUGUAGGGGUUUAAUGGCACAGGCAGGGAGGCCAGCCAACAGUGAGUUGCAGUAAUCCAGACGGGAGAUGACAAGUGCCUGGAUUAGGACCUGUGCCGCUUCCUGUGUAAGGCAGGGUCGUACUCUCCGAAUGUUGUAGAGCAUGAACCUACAGGAUCGGGUCACCGCCUUGAUGUUAGCGGAGAAGGACAGGGUGUUGUCCAGGGUCAUGCCAAGGCUCUUCACACUCUGGGAGGAGGACACAACGGAGUUGUCAACCGUGAUGGCGAGAUCAUGGAACGGGCAGUCCUUCCCCGGGAGGAAGAGCAGCUCCGUCUUGCCGAGGUUCAGCUUGAGGUGGUGAUCCGUCAUCCACACUGAUAUGUCUGCCAGACAUGCAGAGAUGCGAUUCGCCACCUGGUUAUCAGAAGGGGGAAAGGAGAAGAUUAGUUGUGUGUCGUCUGCGUAGCAAUGAUAGGAGAGGCCAUGUGAGGAUAUGACAGAGCCAAGUGACUUGGUGUAUAGCGAGAAUAGGAGAGGGAUGUAAUGCUGCAAUUAGUUGGUUGUAAUAUUGGGUAGAGCAGACAUUUCCGUAUAUUUUUGUUAGCUGCAUGUGUGACAACUCCACCAGUCGUAUUUAUGAUGUCAUUUACAAAGAUUUUUUAUUUAUUUAUUUUAUUCCAAAAAUAAUGUUUUUUUUAAAUGAAUUAGUAUAUUUGAGUUUAACCAUAAUAUUUGUUGCAUUAUUUAUUAUCUUUUCUGGUGGAUUAAACUGAAAUUGCAACCAACUUUCUAUGGCUUGUUUUAAAAAUAGUGAUAUUUUGGAGAUUAUUUCAUUUUAAAUAACCGAAAGUGAGAGGUUGUAAUCUGAAUAAAGGGAAAAAGGCCAUUCUUGAACAUGGGGUGAGACAUUCUUACUAAUCUGCUAGAGAACCAGUUCGGAUUUAAGUAUAACUUUUCUAUGACUGAAGCCUUUAGUGAGAGGUCUAAUGCUUUAAUAUUUAAUAAUCUAUGCUCUCCGAAUUCAUUUUAAUUAUAUAAAUAGGCCCUUUUAAUUUUCUCUGGCUUGCCGCUCCAAAUAAAAUUGAAAUUAUUUUUGCUUGUAUAAUUUAAAAAACAAGUCACUAGGUGUAGGCAAAGCCAUAAGCAAAUAGGUAAACUAGAUAUGACUAAAGAGUUAAUCAGGUUGAUUUUUCCACAAAUAGACAGGUAUUUUUCUUUCCAUGGUAGCAAGAUCUUAUCUAUAUUUGCUAACUUCUAUUAAAAUGUAUUGUAGUGAGAUCAUUUCUUCGUUCCGGGAUAUGAAUACAGAGUAUGUCCACAUCACCAUCAGACUAUUUUAUUGGUAAACUACACAGUAAUGUAAAAGUUGUAUUUUUUAGUGAUCCAAUACAUAUUAUAAACUGGGUGGUUCGAGCCCUGGUUGCUGAUUGGUUGACAGCUGUGGUAUAUCAGACCGUAUACCACGGGUAUGACAAAACAUUUUAUUUUUACUGCUCUAAUUAAGUUUUUAACCAGUUUAUAAUAGCAAUAAGCCACCUCAGGGGUUUGUGGUAAAUGGCCAAUAUACCACGGCUAAGGGCUGUGUCCAGGCACUCCGUGUUGCGUCGUGCAUAAGAACAGACCUUAGCCGUGGUAUAUUGGCCGUAUACCACACCCCCUCAUGCGUUAUUGCUUAAAUAUAGUACACUUAUCAUAAUUUGGUUGUAAUCCAGAGAGGUUAGAAAACGUAUUUAGAUCCUCUAUAAGGCUGUGGAGGGAUCCAAAUUGUGGCUUUAAAAGAAAACAACAUGAAUCAUCAGCGUACAAUGACACCUUUGUUUGACAAUGUUACGUAAUACAGAAUGCAGCCUUGCUACUAUCUGUCCUCAAUCAACCUUUAUUAUUUAGGCCAUGGCGGAACUCUGUUGACACUUUUACCUUAUUUUGCCAUAGGAACUGGAGACCCUGGACAAUGGGAAGCCCUAUGCUGUGUCCUACAGUGUGGACGUGCCCAUGGUGGUCAAGUGCCUCAGGUCAGUCACAGUAAUAUAAAAUGCAGUGUGUGUGAGCAGUGGAAUGAACGCAUGCAUUUUAUCCUUGGGGGAUGGGGCUUUCAGCUCGACUGCCCCCAGCCUCUGGAAUGCCCUCCCGGACCACCUGAAGGCACCACAGACGCUGGGCUCCUUUAAAACGGCCUAAAGACCUUUCUAGGCUUUCUAUUGAUAGCUGUGCUCCUUGGUGACCUUGUCCCUUGUAGCGUCAGCUGUGUUCUUUGUCAGUUGCCUUCUAAAAUUCUAUUUGGUUGUUAUUUUAUGCACUUUGAGAUUAUUCUGUAUAAUGAAAAGCGCUUUACAAAUGUAAUACAUUAUUAUUAUUAUUAUUAUUAUUAUUAUUAUUAAUAUUAAUAUUAUUAUUAUUAUUACUUUCUGCAAACCAAAAUGUAUGAGUUGUCAUAAAUCUUAAGUGGCAGAUGUGGCAUUCUGCUAUAUGGCUGAAUGUUUGUUACAUUUGUAAGUGUGUGUGAAGUUGUAGGGAGAGGCAGAGACAGAAUGAUGGGGAAAGAGAGGGGCAAAAGAGGGUGAGAGUGACUGUGAAUUAGUUCUUACAAGAAUGUGACUGCAGACUGCCAAAGCUCCCUUAUUUGAUUGGCUGGCACCCAGCACCAUGACCUAGACUGCUUACUGUAUACUCACUGUGGAUCCAAUCACUAUCUCAAUCUACUGCAGGUGUGCUUGUUUACCUUUCAAAGGAUUGUAAAUAGACUCAUUUACAGUUUCCUUUGAAAACAAAUCCAUUAACGGUCAAAGAUACAUUGUCCUCAUUUCCUUCUACUCUUGAUAUCUGAAACUAUAGUUGCUGCAGUUCUCUUUCAUAAUAAACAUGUAUACAUGGUAGCCCUACUGAGGAGUCUAGUGUCCUCCUGGUAUUUACUGAAUAUGGAAUGUAGUAAUGACUUAUUUAGUGCAGUUGAGAAGUAUUGACAUCCCCCAUAUCCCUUUUGAUGUAUCUGAAAGGUAUAAGAUUUUUGAGGAUUCUUGAGUCCAAGUGUUUACUGUCUAUGUGUGUGCACAGGUACUAUGCAGGCUGGGCAGAUAAGUGGGAGGGGAAGACCAUUCCCAUUGAUGGAGACUUCUUCUGCUACACCCGUCAUGAGCCCAUCGGUGUGUGUGGCCAGAUCAUACCGGUGAGUGAGUGAAGGAGCUGUUCAGGGGUUAACGAUGGAUCUUGAUGAAUCUUAAGCUGUUCAGGGGUUAGGGAUGGACCUCCUUGAUGAAUCCUAAGCUGUUCAGGGGUUAGGAAUGGACCUCCUUGAUGAAUCCUAAGCUGUUCAGGGGUUAGGAAUGGACCUCCUUGAUGAAUCCUAAGCUGUUCAGGGGUUAGGAAUGGACCUCCUUGAUGAAUCCUAAGCUGUUCAGGGGUUAGGGAUGGACCUCCUUGAUUAAUAUUAAACUGUUCAGGGGUUAGGAAUGGACCUCCUUGAUGAAUAUUAAGCAACAUUCUCAGUAGUUCAUGUUCAAAUUUGGUAUUUCUAACCAGCUAACAUGUCACUAGUGUAUUACCAGCGUUUCCAUUUUGUGGCCCCUUUCCUCUUGCCUGUGAGAACUGGUGUGUUUGCUCAGUCUGUCAUGGUGAAAGAGACUGGAGAGGAAACAAGAGCUGGCAGAGCAGUUUCAGUGAGCUGGCUUCAGUCCCACCAGCCAAUGGGAGGAGGGAGGGAUAGGGAUCAUUUAAGGUGAAACCCUGCCUCCAAAACCUGGCAGGGCUGCAAGGCUGUUUUGUAUAAAUAUAGUGGCAGCCUGGACUUUAAUGUGUCGAGUGCAUGCAUGGAUUUAUGUCUAUGCAUGCGUUUAUGCACACGUUUGAUAUGGUCUGUAUUUACCAUUCACUCUCUUCCUCCCUCUGUCUUCCCUCAGUGGAACUUCCCUCUGCUGAUGCAGGCAUGGAAGCUGGGCCCAGCUCUGGCUACAGGCAACACAGUGGUGAUGAAGGUGGCUGAGCAGACCCCCCUCACUGCCCUGUAUGUGGCCAGUCUCAUCAAGGAGGUUGGUACACAAACACACACGUACACACACAUAUACCACACACACACCCUCCUUACCACACUUAGCACAGUUUCAAUGAAGUAUGCACAACUCUAGUACAUUUGUCUUUCUCUCUCUCAGGUUGGUUUCCCUCCAGGUGUGGUGAACAUCCUGCCUGGUAUGGGUCCAUCUGCUGGUUCUGCCAUCGCCUCCCACAUGGAUGUGGAUAAGGUGGCUUUCACAGGAUCUACUGAGGUAAGACAGAGAGCCCAUACCUCAGGCAGCUCAAAGAACUGAGUCGCUGUUUAGUAAUCUUAGAUGAUUAACCAAUCCCAUGACACCUGCAUAAAUCAUAUAAUCUCAGAAAUGAAAAUCAACCACCUGCAAGUGCCCAAUUGUAUGUCUAUUUGGAUAUACUGUAUGUGCUGAUAUUUCUUUCAAAUGGCCAAUGUGUUUUGGCGUAUUAGUGUGUGAAUGAGAAUGAGCCCUGUGCUGUCUAAGCAGCUCCAUGCUCUAUGUGUCCAGGUAGGUCACCUGAUCCAGCAGGCAUCUGGCUCAAGCAACCUGAAGAAGGUCACUCUGGAGCUGGGAGGAAAGAGUCCCAACAUAAUCAUGUCUGAUGCAAACAGUGAGUAUGGCUCCUGGCUGCUUUACUUUUUAGAUGGGCAUCCAGUUAGAAAUAUGAAAAGAAUGGGAACACUUAAUUUAUAGUCUGCUACAGAUUAUUUAGCAAUAUCUUCAACAAAGCGUGGUGUCCGUUUUAUUUAUCAAGUAUCAAUUGCAACAGGCAGCUGCUACUUUUACAGCGAAGGACAUCUACCAAAGGAGGCUGAUGGGAUGAGCUAUAGGAGGAAAGCCUCAUUGUAAUGGCUGGAAUGGAAUCAAUGGAACGGAGUCAAACAUGUGGUUUCCAUAAUGAGCCCAUUAUCCCAUCAGCCUCCUCUGACUAAGGUGUGUGCAUGUUUGCCUGUGUGUGUCUUAUUUGUUGUAUUGUGAUUGCUGUGUCUGACUUAGCCGAUAUGUUUCGACUUGAGGUUCAGCAGUAAAUAAACCUUCCCCUUCAAGUCGAAACCUAGCUCAGCCAUUUUUUAAAACUAGUUUUUUAAACUGCCUUUUUCAUCAGCAUGCUAGGCUAGCUAAUGCUAAAGCAGCCCAUUGGAUUCCACAACACUUCCGGCAGCUACCCACCCCAAGGCCCAGUGUCAAUUUCAUGGAAUCCAAUGCUGCAGAACCUCAAGUCGAAACAUAUCAGUUAUGUAUGACUGUGUGUUCUCUCUCUCUCUUUCUGCAGUGGCGGAGGCGGUGGAACAGUCCCACUUUGCCCUGUUCUUUAACCAGGGCCAGUGCUGCUGUGCCGGCUCCCGUACAUACGUGCAGGACACCAUCUAUGAUGAGUUUAUGGAGCGCAGCGUGGAGCGGGCCAAGAGCAGGGUGGUGGGAGACCCCUUCAACAUGAAGACUGAGCAGGGACCCCAGGUUAGAAAUGGUGCACAAACACACCCAGACGAGUAGAGGAGGAGUUGAAGAUGCACACCCAAACAUAAGACACUGGAUGAAAAUAGAAGAGCUGCACACUCUAUCGUACUCAAGUAACUGUGGUACCAGCAUUUCCAAAUGCAGAGGCUUUGUCAGAAAACAACUACAAGAACGCACUUGCAUGCAUACAUAUACACAAGCACUUGUAGUCUGGUUUUGGUUAACACAUUAAUAAGGCACCCACUUACAAGCUCUAUAAAACGGUUCCCUAUCUAGGUGGACGAGGAACAGUUCAAGAAGAUUCUGGGCUACAUCAGCAGUGGGAAGCGUGAGGGGGCCAAACUGAUGUGUGGGGGAGGGGUGGCUGCAGACCGUGGCUACUUCAUCCAACCAACCAUCUUUGGAGAUGUCCAGGAUGACAUGACCAUCGCCCGUGAGGAGGUACAGCAUGGCAGUGUCAUUAUUAACAACUCACUCUUCAUGAAACUGGCUGUCAAGAUCCACCAUUUUGGCUCUUGGGGCUGCCUUGACAGAAUCCCCCUAAUGGCUAUACCCAUGAAAAUGAAAAGGAAAGCCUGUAUAUUUUGGUUGUCUAAAGUAUAUUUGUGUGGCUAUUUUAAAGCUAGAAUCCUUAUUUGCUACAUUCAUUUUUGAACUUGUAAAUUAAUGAUAUAUACCAAUUGAUUCUUAAAGAAUAGAUCGUAUAAAUGCCUCAUGAGCUUAGUUCAACUGUUAUACCCCAUCAGAACCCAAAAUAUAAGCUUGUUUUACUCCAGUGUUUGGAAACAACAAAUGUAAACAAACACUGUAUAGCCUCAAAACAAGGUUAAAACUAUACAUGUGAUAUCAUGGAUGGUUAGUCCUUGCAUCCAUUGCUCUGUCUAUGAAUUUGAGUGGUUACAUUUUUCCAGCCCCAUCCCUUAGCUUUUUAGCGAAACUGGGGCGAGGAGAACACUUUGUUUCAAUUAAGUAUUCUAGCUUUAAGGAAAGUAACCAGACAAGAUCAUACAUGUGUAACAUGUUCUCAUUAGAGAAAAUAUCUCUUUAGGUUAGAUUCUUUACAUUCCUUUCUCCUCUAUAAUAUUGAUUGUCUCUCCCUGCCUGUGUCUGUGUUCAGAUCUUUGGGCCGGUGAUGCAGAUCCUGAAGUUUAAGACUCUGGAGGAGGUGGUUGAGAGAGCCAAUGACACAAAGUACGGCCUGGCAGCUGCUGUCUUCACCAAAGACAUCGACAAGGCCCACUACAUCUCUAACGGACUCCGCGCUGGCACUGUCUGGUACGCUGAUUUCUAGCUUACAUUAUUUUACAUUACGUCCAUCAAAUUGUCAAUUUCUUUCCGUAGCAUUAUGGUCCAGAAGUUGGCUGAAGUUGACCUAUUAUAAUCUGCUAAUUGUGUGUGUGGGUUGUCCAUUUCUUUCUGCUUAGGAUUAACUGUUAUGAUGUGUUUGGAGCACAAGCCCCCUUCGGUGGCUACAAAUAUUCUGGUAACGGUCGUGAGCUGGGAGAGUAUGGCCUGGACAACUACACUGAAGUGAAAACAGUAAGGACCCUAUCACCACCACACACACUACUGUAGGAUCAAAUGUUCAGGCCACAUACGUAAAUGUAUGAACGCUGUUGCAACGUUACAUAUGUAAUAAACAGCAACAUCUCACAAGCAACUGUAUGUAUGUUCACAAAAUGUGUUAAUAUCAAAGCUUCAAAAACAUAUUUUAUUCUUUUACCUCAGGUAACAAUCAAGGUCCCUCAGAAAAACUCGUAAAGACAUCUGAACUCUGCCUCCAAUCAAGGAAACUAACUGACUAUAGGAAGGCUCUAUGGGACUAAAUCAGCCUUCAUUUAGUUUAUCCUCAGUUAUUGUUGGACUUUGUGUUACUUAGCCUCUGUACGCAGCUCUAACUUCAUGUAAAGAAUGUCCAAACAAGAUGAGAAAACAAUUACAGGCAUGUUGCUGUUAGUUUACCACCAGCUUGUUGUACAGCCUUGUCAAACUUCAACAGCUUAUUUUAAGCACACCAUAAUAUUUCAAAAUACAUAUUUCAGUCAUUAUGUUCAUCCUAUUUUAAUAUGGUGAAUCCCUGCUACAAUUCAGAGUAUUUUAGUACUCUUGUAGAUUAAAAGUGUGAACUUUGAAAGGAUUUUGGAUAAUAAAUGCACUUGAUACACGCUGUUACUUGCUUUUAACCUACUGUUUUCUGAUUGGACACAAAAAAAUAAUUUAGAAAGUGUUGUAUUAAUGGGAAAACAAUUUUAAAUGCUUUUAAGGAGGAAAACAGUAUGGGAUUACAAAAUAUAGAUAGACUGAAAAGAAACAAAAACACAGUAGAGGCAGUUCUAGUGCCACACAACACAGGUCAUAUGACAUUAUCAACAUCUGUACAUUAUCUAGGUUGAAGUGUGUAACUCUGGAUUGCGGUUUGAAAAUAGGCUGCUGUAUUACGCUCAGGUGUAACGAUAAUGAUAUAGCAUUUAGGGAAGAAGUAACCAAAGAGAAUACCAUACAGACUGCACAACACAGAGAAAGGAUUGACGGAGAGUGUGUGCUUUCCUUUGGUAGACAGGUGCACCGUCAGAGAGAUGACCCAAGAGAUGAAGAAGAUAAGCAAGCUGAAAGUGAUGGAUUUACCCUCGUUGUAGUUUUUGGGCAGGUCAGUUCCCAUGUAGGCAAAGCUAAAGCAUGCAAUACCCAGCAAACCUGCAAACAGUACUAUCAAAUAAAAGAUGGGGAGGACUCCAUAUGUGCAAUCCAAAAUGACCUCGCUAUACAAUGUUAUCUGAUUGGGCCUGGGUCCUUCAAUGGCUAUCCACAAAGUGCACAGAAACAGCAUUAUGACAGUGGUUGUGAUAAUAGUGAUCCACUGUCCACCAUGCUUGACCCAGAAAUCAUAUGCUUUGGGUAGUUUGGCAGCCAUUUUGAAGAUACAGACAAUCUGGAAGGAGCGAACAGCGAGACAGGACAGGCAGGCGACAUAGAAGACUAUAAACACAGAAUUGCGUAAGGUGCAGAUGGCCUCCGUGGGUUUGCCGAUGUAGAGAAAGACGCUGAUGGAGGACAUGGACAAGCAACACAACAUGAAGAAGCAGAGCCUCCCACCGGCUGACUUCACCACAGGGGUGUCCUUCUUACAAAGGAACAGAACCAAGAUGGCAAUUGAGAUGACGAUGAUGGAGCUGGCCUGGAACAUCAGAAAAAUGACCAACGGAGCAUCGGAAUGCAGAUACUCUAUAGUGCGCUUAGUGCAUGAUGUACUGCCAUUCCUGGCCCACUCAUCCGUUUGGCAUGCUAUGCAGCUGUAGGGAUCGGCUGUUGGGGGAGAUAGGGAAGAGAAAGUCUGGGUGAUAGAUGCUAAUAUGUGUACAGAUAACCAUCAUUCUUGUCAUGUGAGUCAUAGGUCAUACAGUGCCCUCCACUAAUAUUGGCACUCUUGGUAAAUAUUAGCAAAACGGGCAGUGAAAAAAAUGUCUUUGCUGUUUAUCCUCUUGGUCUUUCAUUCAAAAUAUUCACAAAAAUCGAACCUUUAAUUGAAGUAAAAUGAUUGAAAAGAAUGAAUGUGAAAUAAAUGAAAAAAAGAAUCUCCAAAACAUGUGCCACAAUUAUUGGCACCGCUAGAAAUUCUUAUAAGUAUAUUCCCAUUCAUAUUUUAUGUUUUUAAGUUCACCUGAGUGAUUAGGAACACUUAAGUGGUAAGCCUUGACUUCCUGUUUCACUGGGGUACAAAUAUGAGGUGACACACAGGCCAAGUUCCCA
Coregonus sp. 'balchen' is the source of this 16493-nucleotide messenger RNA. NCBI's taxonomy places the organism in Eukaryota, Metazoa, Chordata, Actinopteri, Salmoniformes, Salmonidae. The record is from the annotation of a GenBank genome assembly.